UCACGCGUACGGAGGUGUAGGCGCAGCUGACAAGAGACAGCUGAGAGUUGAGACAGUCGUGCCGUCGUGCGUGACAGUCCAUUUCGGUGACAAAAUUUUGGAGUAAUUCGCUGCGCGCGCGUUCAAAACAUAAGUUUACACAGCAUCAAGAUCUCAUCGAUUUACCAGUGGAAACCAGGGGUUGACAAGAGCCGCGAAAAUGAUGCAGGAGCCCACGGCGUACGACCUGGCGUAUCGCGGCAAAACCGCGGCCGUGAAGAUUCUGCUGAACGAGAACGAGAAGCUGAAAACGCAAACGGACAGCAACGGCCGAAUGCUGCUACACUGGGCAGCGCUGGGCGGCCACGACGACCUGGUCAGGCAUUUGCUGUCCCUCGACGUACCGGUGGAUCCCGACGACGAUACAAACAUGACUCCGCUAAUCCUGGCAGCGUCCGCCGGCCGCGAGAAGGUCGUUAACACGUUGCUGACCGAGGGAGCGAACGUGAACGCGACGACGGUCGACGGUCACUCGGCGUUGCAGUACGCCGCGUCUAAGAACUGGAAGUCCAUCUGCGUGGCGUUGCUCGAGAGGGAUGCAGACGUGAACAUCGCGGACAAACGGGGUGCCACGCCUCUCCACAGAUCUGCCUCCAAGGGCAACACCGCCAUCGUGAAGCUCCUCAUGGAGUACGGAAAGAAGUUGAACAUAGAUCAGAGAGACGCGUACGGUAACACGGCGUUGCAUCUCGCUUGCGAGGAGAACCGCGUGGAAGAAGCAAAACUGCUGACGGCGCACGGCGCGGACUUGACGAUCACCAACAAGGAGCGCAAGACUCCACUGGAUCUCGCGAGUCCCGGAUUGAUCCGACAGCUCGAGGAAAUCAAGCGAGAGACUGUGUCAAAAUAAAAGGUUCGAGAGCACAUUGGACUGACUCCGAUAUUCAAUUGGCAUUCUCCUCGCCGUCGAUGCUCUCGUCCUGCGUCGUCGAAUCGUCACCGGAGCCGCCAGUUUGUACGGAACCGCGUUUCAGCCUCGUGGAGCUCAGACUUAUCGGAGGACCACCGCGCCUUUAAACAAAUCAUACGUUACGUUAGUUAGGCAAUGUGUCUCGUUGUUGAAAUACAUGUACAUAAUAUAAUGCGAAAAAAAUAUACACUAUCAGUCAAUAGUUCAAAUAUAUUUGUCACUUUUUUCGGGUUAAAAUAUCCCUUGUGUAAAAUCUAAAGUUUAAUUUUGUACUUAAAUACUCAACAUUAUGUAUCAAAUAAUAUAAUGAGAUGUGUAAUAAAGUGUAUCGCGAAUUAAACAUAAAA
Wasmannia auropunctata (little fire ant) is the source of this 1296-nucleotide messenger RNA. Its product is annotated as 26S proteasome non-ATPase regulatory subunit 10-like. Lineage: Eukaryota; Metazoa; Arthropoda; Insecta; Hymenoptera; Formicidae. The record is from RefSeq and is a predicted model, not a curated record. The transcript is spliced from 5 exons. Gene Ontology annotation, molecular function: protein binding. The coding region runs from base 200 to 889 and encodes 229 amino acids.